Molecule: messenger RNA, 2923 nt
Organism: Onychostoma macrolepis
Lineage: Eukaryota; Metazoa; Chordata; Actinopteri; Cypriniformes; Cyprinidae
Product: C1q-related factor-like
Exons: 2
Coding region: 916-1755 (279 amino acids)
Molecular function (GO): protein binding
Source: RefSeq, a predicted model, not a curated record
UCAUUACAGCCUGCUGACAACAAAUGAUCAUCAACUCUCAUACGAGUUAGUGUUUAUUUAAUGAAACGAGACAAUUAUGAGCAUGCCCGUAGCGUGUUCUCAUAAUCCGAGUGAGCUAUGGAAGAAUUACUAUGUGUUUACUGCACAUAAAUAAACAAUGACAUAAUUACAUAACGAUGCCAGGAAGAUGCGUUGAGGGCGGUUUUGAGAGACAGAGAAAGAGGGAAGCGGAAAAAUCCUUUUGCUUGCACUCAGCAGGUGUCCCUUUCGAUUAACUGACGCUUAGAAUGCAUCCUGUCAUAUUUACUUGACCAUCACACAGACAGAGAAAACAGACUCUCUCUUCCUCGUCUUCCCUCUCCUCUCGUGCUUUAUCUAACCACCACGUCUAAACCCUGCCAUCGAGUCUUGCUGUUCAACAAGUGGAAAAUCAAAUCAUAUUUCAAAAGACUGCACAAUAAAACACACUUAAAGGACCUGGCAUUGGGUUUCCCCAAAUACCCUUCUUUCUCUCUGAUUCUCUCUCGCUCUCCCACUGUUUCUUCAUUUGCAGAAAGCCUCCUCCCACUUGUCCUUUUUGAGUCAUACAAAGAAACCCACUAGAAGGGCAUUCUCUCUCUGUCUCUCUCAAUCCUACUUCCUUCCUCAACGCCCAAACACUUCUCUCCACUCACCUGCUGAGACAGCGAAUGCGCUCUCUCUUUCAUGCAAGAAAGACACACACACAUCUGAGCUCCCUGGUGGUUCUCAUUUCCCCUCUCAUCUCCGUGAGCACCUGACGUUGAGGGAGCUUGUUCCCUCUCACUUCCAGAGGUCAAUAUUCCGGCUUACGGCGAGAGCUCCGCACUGGCGGCCCAGCCGCUUUCCCGCUUCAGCCUGGGACGGAAGACCCUGCUGGGGGCCGGCACGGCCGUCAUGCUGCUCUUGGUGCUGGUGGUCCUCAUUCCUGUUCUGGUUCAUCUGGCGGGCAGCAGCGAAAACGGAGGUCAGUAUGAAAUGCUGGGCACUUGCCGAAUGGUCUGCGAUCCAUUCUUGGAAAAAACUGGCACUACGGCUGGUAUCAGUAUGGGCACAGCUAUCACUAAUACGCAGUUGGAAGCUGAAGCGCUGACUGAUCAUAGCAUGGGACCCCCAUUGCCCACCUAUGCCCACGGACCGCAGGGCAAACCCGGCCGCCAAGGAAAACCAGGGCUACCAGGACCUCCGGGUCCUCCAGGACCCCCAGGACCACCUGGAGAGCCAGGUCCUCAAGGACCAAUGGGGCCACCAGGAAAUAAAAACCACACAGAAAGACCAGACAUCUUUGCUCUGGGUGGAAGAACAGCUACCGGAAUGGGGACAGCUGUCUAUACCAUGGGACCCCGCGUGGCCUUUUACGCAGGUCUGCGAAACCCGCAGGAGGGCUACGAGGUUCUGAGGUUUGACGACAUAGUUACAAACAUUGGGAAUAACUACGAUGGAUCGACUGGGAAAUUUGUGUGCAAGGUUCCUGGGACGUACUUCUUCACGUACAAUGUCCUCAUGAGAGGAGGGGAUGGAACCAGCAUGUGGGCUGAUCUAAUGAAAAACGGACAGGUGAGAGCCAGUGCCAUCGCUCAGGAUCAGGAUCAGAGUUAUGACUACGCCUCAAACACCGUCAUCUUGCACCUCGACCCCGGAGACGAGAUUUUCAUCAAGCUGGACGGUGGGAAAGCGCACGGCGGGAACAGCAACAAGUACAGCACUUUCGCUGGCUUCAUUCUGUACAGUGACUAGAGGUCAAAAGGUCAUCGAAUUCAGUCUCUGUCUGUAGGUAAGAGAUGUUAGGGGGUCUUAACUGAUUUAGGUUGUAAAUCUGAUGUUUAUUAACACCCCUGACAUGUUUAGGUCAGGAACAAUUUAUAAUUUUUUUUGUCAUUUUUGUUUUACCUCUACGGUUUUCUUUGCUACAGGGUAUUUUCACCUGAAAUUCAACAGCUAUACACUCAUAACUGAGUCACAAAACGCAAGAUAAUUUGUUUAAAGAGUCAAAUGAUUCAUUAUGCAGCCUGAAGGGAAUGGACUUGUAUGUUUUGUUGUAAUCGACAUGUGGUUUUAAAGACCGGAUCCAAUGAGAACACAACAGGAAGUGGUUUUCGAUUUUUGAAUCUACCCAAAAAAACUUCAACAGACACACAUGAAAUCAACAAGAAUGAGAGAGCCGGGCUUCAGGAUUUCAUCAAAGUCGUAAUUGAUCAAAAGCCCAGUCAAGUGAGAGUUGAUAUUUCAUUAUGAUGUUGUCUUUGUAUGUAUGAUCAAUCUGUGAAUCUGCACUGCUGUUUAUCAAUGUCUCCGACAUAAUGUGAAGUGAAUGACCCUAAAUGAUACACUAAAAUCUUAAUGAGUGUAUGCACCUGGUUUUGACUGCUGUAAAUUACACCUUGUCCCUGAGAGUCUGUUGUAAAUCAUAGUAGUGCAUCUGUUUGUGAUUGCUGUGUGAAUGUGGAAGUACUCACACAAAUAAAGCUAAGCGUUCGUUUCAGCUUAUAGCUAAAGCUAAACCCAUUCAUUGUUGUUUCUACCAAUGAAUUAUGAAGUAUGUGGCUAAUAUUACCAUUAAAAAUAAAUCUUAUCCCGCUAAAAGUUACUACUUAACAGUGGAUGGAGAUCUAUAACAUAUUGUAACUGUAACAGUUAUGCUGGUUUAUGAUGAUGACGACCACUAUCUAAAAUUAUGUCCUGUAUAUAUCGCAAUAGCUAUGACCUGUAAAAUGUAUCUAAAUAUCUAAAUGUAACAGCUUAUAGAUUUUUGCUUUUGCUAAUAAAUGGGAUUUUUCUAACACUUUGGGUCACUCGGUUGAUUGCUAAGUGAUGCAUGGAGUGAUGCAUGCUGUGUUGUCUACAUAGACAGCUGCCUUCUUAGGGAGCAUCCUAACACAAAGGAAUAGGUCACCUAAAACUGAAA